AUGCCGGAAGACGAAAGGAGAAUUAAAAUGUCGUCGUUGAGGAAAAAAACCCCUUCUUUACCUCCAAAAAUCAGCAACAACGCCGUUCAUAAUUCUGAUCCUAACCUCUCCACUAAUUUCCCAGCCAACGACGACGAAGACGGCUGUAACAACCGUCGCAGCGACGCCUCCUCGUAUGAACCCAACCGUAUGAGCUGUGAUGCUUCACCCAUUACGAUGUCACCCUGGAACCAGACUUCUCCUUUCCAGUCAUCUCCUUGGUUGAGUGGUGCCGCCGACAGCUCCGGUCAUCAAAAGAAUGAUUUCGUUGGGUCUAUUGUCCGGGAGGAAGGCCACAUUUAUUCACUUGCAGCCACCGGUGAUUUACUUUACACCGGAUCCGACAGCAAGAACAUCCGUGUGUGGAGGAACAUGAAGGAGUAUACAGCGUUUAAAUCCAACAGUGGGUUGGUGAAGGCUAUUAUUUUAUCCGGCGAUAAGAUCUUCACUGGCCAUCAAGACGGGAGGGUUCGUGUUUGGAAGAAGAACCGAAAGAAUCCCAGGAACCAUAAACGUAUCGGUACAUUCCCGACGUUUUUCGACGUCUUGAAGACGUCGAUGAGGCCGAAGAAUUACGUGGAAGUGAAGCGUAAAUGCACCACGCUCUGGAUCAAACACUGCGACGCAAUUUCUUGUCUUAGCAUCGAAGAAGGAGAAGGUCUUUUGUACUCAGCUUCGUGGGAUCGAACGUUCAAAGUUUGGCAAACGUCGAAAUCGAAAUGUUUAGAGUCAGUGAAGGCGCACGAUGACGCUGUGAACUCAGUCAUCAGCACGAAAUCCGGCUUGGUGUUCACCGGAUCGGCGGACGGGACUGUCAAAGUCUGGAAACGCGAAGGGAAGGGUAAGACGAUGAAGCAUCAUCAUGUGGAGACGCUUUUGAAUCAAGAAUGCGCAGUGACGGCGUUAGCGGUGUCGAAAAAUGGUUCCUUUGUGUACUGUGGUUUGUCCGACGGGUUGGUUAACUUCUGGGAGUGGGAAAAACAGUUAUCUCACGGCGGUUUUCUCAAGGGCCAUAAGUUGGCGGUGCUUUGCCUUGCAUCCGCUGGAAAUCUCCUGUUAAGCGGCUCAGCUGAUAAAACGAUAUGCGUGUGGAAGAGAGAAGGGAACGUCCAUAAUUGUUUGUCGGUGCUGACGGGGCAUACCGGACCGGUGAAGUGUCUGGCGGUGGAGAGGGAGGAUGGGUCGAGCUCCGGCGACGGAAAGUUGGUGGUUUAUAGCGGCAGUUUGGAUAAAUCAGUGAAAGUAUGGAAUGUGUCGGAGAAGUCGCCGGAGACGCAACAAAUGGUAACGAUGCCAUCUUUGAAGGAGUUUGCCGUGUUGUAG
Molecule: messenger RNA, 1362 nt
Organism: Lactuca virosa
Lineage: Eukaryota; Viridiplantae; Streptophyta; Magnoliopsida; Asterales; Asteraceae
Source: the annotation of a GenBank genome assembly